GCAGCUGCCUCCAGGCUGCGCACCAUGGACAGCGGGGGCCGGCGGGUGGUAGUCUGCGACAACGGCACCGGGUUUGUGAAAUGUGGAAAUGCCGGAUCCAAUUUCCCAGAGCAUAUUUUCCCAGCUUUGGUGGGACAUCCUAUUAUUCGGUCCAGCGUUAAGGUUGGCAAUAUUGAGAUCAAGGACCUCAUGGUGGGUGAUGACGCCAGCAAGUUGCGUUCCAUGUUGGAGGUGAACUACCCCAUGGAGAACGGGAUUGUGCGCAGCUGGGAGGACAUGAAAUACUUGUGGGACUACACAUUUGGGCCGGAGAAACUCAACAUCGACCCGCGUGACUGCAAGAUCUUGCUCACGGAGCCCCCUCUGAACCCCACCAAGAACCGAGAGAAGAUCAUCGAGGUUAUGUUUGAAACCUACCAGUUUGAUAAUGUGUAUAUUGCGAUCCAAGCUGUGUUGACACUUUAUGCUCAAGGGCAGAGUUUUAUAAGCAUAUUGUUCUUUCGGGGGGCUCCAUCAUGUACCCCGGCCUGCCGUCCCGCCUGGAGCGUGAGAUCAAGCAGUUGUAUUUGGAGAGGGUGUUAAACGGAGAUGUAGGAAAACUGUCGCUAUUUCAAACCAUUUCUAUAACAACGGAAUCGGUCCGGUCAUCCUAACCUCAAAUCCGAGUUUCAUUAUUAUUAUUAUUUUUCCAACCUCAAGGACAAAUUCCAGAAGCUGUUUCCAAGUAGAAAAGAUAAAUAAUUUUCUUCUAAUUAAAACUCAAUUUUGCCA
Pantherophis guttatus is the source of this 771-nucleotide messenger RNA. Lineage: Eukaryota; Metazoa; Chordata; Lepidosauria; Squamata; Colubridae. The record is from RefSeq and is a predicted model, not a curated record.